This is a messenger RNA of Abrus precatorius (Indian licorice), 1121 nucleotides long. RefSeq lists its product as uncharacterized. The record is from RefSeq and is a predicted model, not a curated record. The coding region runs from base 14 to 919 and encodes 301 amino acids. The transcript is spliced from 10 exons. NCBI's taxonomy places the organism in Eukaryota, Viridiplantae, Streptophyta, Magnoliopsida, Fabales, Fabaceae.
CCCAGUGUUGGAAAUGGAGAAAGCAUCUUGGGCGUGCACUGUUAUAACUCAGUUGUGUCUCUGCUUUGCACUCUACAUAGCUCUAAACUUGGGUCAACCUCAGACUUUGGUCAACACAAAUGCAAGUGACCAUGGUGAACCUCCUCAUCUUUACUUCAUCAGUGUCAAAGGGGGCUUCAGACCCCUUUCCCAACAAUUCCAUCUUCUCAAGCAGAUGGAAAAGGUGGCAAGAACUUACAAGGCAAGUUUUGUUGUGAGCAGCAGUGAACUUGGAGAACAUGAUCCACUUAUGCAGAAUGCUAGUCAAUAUUUUCCAUCAUUGGGACUUCCCUGGUACACCACGUAUACUACUACAGUUUCAAAACCCAAAGGACAAGAAGUGGGGUGCUUUGCAAAGAAGAUCAAGAUAUCUGAUGAGAAAACCUUAGAUGUUAUUGGUGUGGAUACUGAAUUACUGCAAGAUUCUAUCUUGAGGGGAUCAAUAAGUGGCAACAGAAACAAUCAAUUGGAUUGGCUGAUAAGAACAUUGGAAGAAAACAGUAGCAACUGGCGCAUUGUUGUUGGAUACCAACCAUUGGUCAUUUGUGGAGAGAAUAAGAAACAAUUGAAGAAAAAGCAAGUUUUUGAUUAUUUGCACCGUAUAUUUCUAAAUCUUUCAGUUAAUGUGUAUCUGAGUGGGCAAGAUUGCACUAGUCACGCUCUUGAGGGUAGCGUUGCUUACAUUGGAAAUCCUAGUUCGAUUGAAAUAGAUUCCUAUUCAGUUUUCCUAAAUGGAAAUUCUGUCUUUAGAAGAGAAUUGGCUAAUGGAUUCCUUCUUCACCGAGUCAACUCGAUGCAAAUUGUAACUUACUAUAUAAAUUUUGCUGGUGAAGUUGCUUACAAAACUGUGCUCCAACAGAAGGGUAAAGAGACCAUGUAAAUAUUUCCAGCUGAAGAACCAUAAUAUUACUUAGUGGUGUUUGUUGGACUAAUUUGUGGUGAAUUACAUGAGUAAACAGUGCUCGGACAUGCACUUAUUCUUUCUAGCCUUGGCACUGUUGUGCUGCCCCAUGUCUCUGUGUCCUAUUUCAUCAGAAGUUUUCCCUGGUUUGCUUCCCAAACAAGAACGAAUUAUUUUCACU